AUGGAAUGUUUAGAUGCAGAACUAGCUAAAUAUGUCCUUGACUUAGUGUCAACUUUUAAAACUAGAGGUGGUGUGAGAAGUAAUAACAAUAUAUGCUGGGGAUGUGGAGACGAAUGGCAAAGGUUGAUCGACAUAAUGCAAACAAAAAUUAAAAGGCCGGUUGGACUGUUAAUUUUAUUAUUCUGCAGUUACUUCUUUAUAUCAUUAGCCAAAAAGGCUAUACAGAAUGUGUACUCGCUAAUCCCAAAUGAAUACAAAGGGGCUAGAGAAAAUUCUCAACUGGGUUUGAUGAUAACAUCCCAAACAUUGGGUUACACAGUUACAAAAUUAGUCGGUGGAGUUCUUAUGGAUCGUCUUAAUCCACUCAAUGUAUUCAUAUAUUCACUACUCUUAAUUUCAGGCUUACUUUUCCUCUUAACAAUUUCAUCACAUUGGUUGAUUUGGCUAUUGCUCUAUGGAAUGUCUGGUUUAACGCUUGGUUCUGGUUGGCCGGCCGUAUCGAAGUUACUUCGUAUGUAUGUAGCUCCUCAAGAACUCGCCACUUGGUGGGGUGUUAUAUCUUCAUCUGCCAAUGUUGCCGGCUGUAUAGGUUCUUGGUUAUCAAUUGGAAUCUUUUCAGUUUCAACAGUAUUUCUUGGCAAUUUUGCGUGGCGAGCACCUUUAAUUUUUAUUGGGACUUGUUGUAUCAUAUCAGCCUUACUUCUGUUAGUGUAUCAACAUUUUCGAAUAGGAUAUCUUCCUAGAUCAGAUGAUAAAAUUUAUUCUAAGACCAUAUCGACAAAGUCUUCACCAAUUGAAAUUUCAAUGAAUAAUGAUCAAUCAAUUCCUAAGAAUCUUAAAUCAGAAUUAAAACACAGAGAAUGCUCUACUAAUCCGAGUUUAAUAUCUAAAUCAACAACUGGGUCGUACAAAUGUGCUAAAAAUAAUCAAGUAGAAAUUCCUGAUGAAAAAAUGGAAGAAAAGAAAAAUGCUAUCAAUGACAAUCAUGAUAAGUGUUUAACAACGCAUCCUGUAAAAUUGACUGUUAUUCAUCAAAUUUCAAAAUUAUUUCAAACUUUAAGUCCAAGACAGCGUUUAUUGUUAGGCAGUUCUGCUAUUGUUCAUAUGUGCAGUACAUUUCUACGCUAUGCAUUAGCUGAUUGGAUCGGAGUAAUGCUUUUAAUGAAUAAAGAUGCUUACUCUAAAAAUACAGCGAAUUUGGUUGUUAGCAGUUACGAAUGUGGAGGAAUAGUCGGCUGCGUGUUCGUAGGAGUAGUAGCUGAUAUUAAUUUAUUCAAUAAGCGUAAUUUAUGGGCAAGUCGUCGCAUGCCGUUUAUUAUCAUACAAAUGUCGAUUACAUGUAUUGCAUUACUUUGUUUAAGUUGGAUUGCAGAGCACAACGUUCCUUUGGCUGUUCCUUUGCUUGUUAGUUCAGUGCUUGGUAUUACUGUACUUGGAUCAAUUUCUUUAUGUGGUGUAUUAGCCGUUGAACUUGCUCCGCCUGGUCUCAGUGGUACUGCACAUGCGCUUAGUGCUCUCGCAGCAAAUGUUGGUGCUCUCUUAGCCGGCUACCCAUUCGCCCUUCUAGCAGAGCAUAUCAAUUGGUCUGGUGCAUUUUUUGUUGCUGGGAUAGCAUCUGGAUUAUCUGUUAUACCCUUUUUAUGCCUUUGAGAUAUUUUACUGCGAUAUUUAUUUAUUUAUUUUAUUGUCAAAUAGAUUAUUCUAUUUUGCAUUGUUUAUUUCAGAUAUUGUAUCUUUAUUUUGAUUGUAAACUAUUCACUAAAUACUCUUUCAGUCUCGAGUUAUUUUCAGCUUAUAUAUGGCUGUAUAAAUUCUGCUUUUUGUCAUUUGGUUCCAUUUCAUAUACGAAUGUGUACAUUUGCCUUCUACUAAAUUAACUUGUGUUUAUGCGCCUUAACUGGUGUGUCAACCUUAAUGAAUCACUUUUGUGUUCAACAAACAACCAGUACUUCGCAUUAUCUAUUAUUCCUUAGAAAUUUUUUUCAUAGUGGUGGUCGUCAUGUUUUACUAGUCUCUGAUAACUAAUCAGAGAUCUUUUACAUAAACUAACUUGGUGGCAUUUUCAAGAAGGUAGGAGCUUGAAUGUGUCGGCUUGUGACACAUGUCCUGUAACAACAAGCUAUUCAACAAUAAUAAAUACUAAAAGCAGC
This is a messenger RNA of Trichobilharzia szidati, 2150 nucleotides long. Lineage: Eukaryota; Metazoa; Platyhelminthes; Trematoda; Strigeidida; Schistosomatidae. The record is from the annotation of a GenBank genome assembly.